GUAGGAAUAGCAGCAACAUUAACGCUGUUAUAUGCAUGGAGAGUUUUAAAUUGGUUGUGGUUCGAACCAAAGAAGAUAGAAAAGUUCUUAAGAGACCAAGGCCUUAUGGGGACCCCUUAUAGGUUCGUGUUCGGAGAUCUCAAAGACAUGGUGCAAAUGACGACUGARGCCAAAUCUAAAUCCAUGAGUGUMACUGAUCAUGAUAUCGCUCAUCGCGUCUUCCCCUUCUUCCAUAAGUCUGUCACUACUCAUGAGCCAUGGAGGAAACGGCAAUUAUUUGUGUUAUUGGAGUAGCAGCGAUCUUGACGUUAUAUGUAUGGACGGUUUUGAAUUUCUUGUGGUUUAAACCGAAAAAGAUGGAGAAGCUUCUAAGAGAUCAAGGAUUGAAAGGAACCCAUUACCGAUUUAUGGUCGGAGAUUUGAAACAGUUGGAGAAGAUGACAAAAGAAGCCAAAUCUAAACCUAUGAGUCUAAAUCAUGAUAUCGCACCUCGUGUAUUGACCUUCUUCCAUAAAUCCAUCAUUACUCACGGUAAGACUUGUUUUACAUGGAUGGGGACAAGGCCUAUGGUGCACAUUUCURAACCCACCAUGAUACGAGAGGUCUUCUCUAAUUAUCAUCAAUUUCAAAAGCCAAGGGGAGGAAACCCAUCAAUAAAGUUGCUAACAACRGGCUUAAUCGACGUUGAGGAAGAUCAAUGGGUUAAACAUAGAAAAAUCAUCAAUCCCGCUUUCAAUGUUGAAAAGCUCAAGCAUAUGGUACCUGCRUUUUAUGUGAGUUGCAGCGAGAUGAUUCAAAAAUGGGAAGAAAUGGUAACAAAAGAAAGCUCGCGUGAAGUGAAUGUAUGGCCUCAUCUACAAACAUUUACAGCUGAUGUGAUUUCACGUACAGCUUUCGGUAGUAGUUUUGAGGAAGGGAGAAAGAUAUUUGAGCUUCAAAGAGAACUAAAGCAGAUGAUUAUCAUAGCUGAAAUGUCAAUUUACAUUCCAGGAUCAAGAUUUUUGCCRACAAAAAGCAACAAUAGAAUGAAACAGAUUGACCAGGAAGUGAAGGCUAUGAUAAAGAGUAUAAUCGAUAAACGAGUUGUUGCUAUGAAGGCCGGGRAAAGUAUCAAUGAUGACCUCCUGGGCAUUCUUUUGGAUUCCAAUUACGCAGAAAUUAAACAASAAGGAAAUAGCCAUUUUGGCUUAAGCAUUCAGGAAAUCAUUCAAGAAUGCAAACUUUUCUACUUUGCAGGCCAGGAGACCACCGUAAAUAUGCUUGUUUGGACUAUGAUUUUACUAGGUCAAUACAAGGAGUGGCAGACACAUGCUAGAGAGGAAGUUUUGCAAGUCAUUGGAGAGAAAAGACCAGAUAUUGAUGGGUUGAAUCACCUAAAAGUUGUUAACAUGAUCUUCAAUGAGGUUCUUAGACUAUAUCYGCCAGCAGUACUACUAAGACGAUUUGUACAUGAAGAAACAAAAUUAAAAAAUUUAAUCUUGCCGGCGGGAACCCUCAUCCAACUAAACUCAUUGCUUUUACACCACGACCAAGAUUUAUGGGGUGAAGAUGUGAAYGAGUUCAAGCCYGAAAGAUUUUCCRAAGGUGUGUUAAAGGCGACCAAGGGGCAAGCGUCAUACGUCCCAUUUGGAGGUGGCCCACGUAUAUGCGUCGGACARAAUUUUGCUAUGUUAGAAGCAAAAAUGGCGCUUACAAUGAUUCUACAACGCUUCUCUUUUGAUCUAUCUCCGUCGUAUUCACAUGCUCCRUACGCUAUAAUUACUUUAAAACCUCAAUUUGGCGCUCACUUGAUUUUACASAAACUUUAG
Messenger RNA from Cynara cardunculus var. scolymus (artichoke), 1808 nucleotides. RefSeq names its product cytochrome P450 CYP72A219-like. Lineage: Eukaryota; Viridiplantae; Streptophyta; Magnoliopsida; Asterales; Asteraceae. The record is from RefSeq and is a predicted model, not a curated record. The coding region runs from base 258 to 1808 and encodes 516 amino acids. The transcript has 6 exons. Gene Ontology annotation, molecular function: iron ion binding; oxidoreductase activity, acting on paired donors, with incorporation or reduction of molecular oxygen; monooxygenase activity.